CUCGAGACGGCAGAAACGUGGUGCCAGCCACGGGGCCAGGCACGCGGGCCCUGGAUCAGGGGUGUGCCGCUACCCCUGCCGGUAUGGGCCCACUACGAGUCACCAGCCCUGACCGUAAAUACGGUCGAACAGUAUGAGGAACUAGCAGGCAGCGUUGAGCUUGAGACACAACGACUGCUGCGCGAGCAACGCUAUGAUACCGUUGGCAACUUCCUUAGGCUUUACAGAGACUAUGCGGCGAGCGGAGAGAGCACACUGGACAGGUUCUAUCGAAAGUACCAACCUUUGAUCAUCCAUGGGCAGCACACUUGCGUGGGUCUCGGUUUUGAGCUCCUGCGUAGACUUUGCGCGCUCGAUAAAAGAUUCUCUGGAAUGGCGAACGGCCUUUACCUGGUGUCCUGUGAAGAGACUAUUGGAGACAUCGCUGGCUACGUCGGUGGUCCACCAGCUGCUGAUAGUGGCGAAAAGGAACACGUGCUAGUAUGUUUGAAGAUUGAAAUCGCAGGACGUCGAGGUGUCCUACUUCUCGAUCCGGGUUACCACGUAGCUCGUGUGAUAACAGUAAUGGCCGACAAGUUAUAUCCACACACUGGAUGGUUUACACAAUCCGAAGAGCCUAGCUGCAAGAAAGAGUACAAUUACUCUCUAUGCACCCAAGACACUGACUACGUCGAAUGGCACGAACGUGAAACACGACCAGGAGCCCUGGAACGUACCCAGGUUGCUCUUAUUUACGUGGCCAGGCCUUACCUGACUGCCAUCGACGUGACUGAGCGCAGAAAUCUUGUCUACAACUUCAGGACAUUGUUGGCCCGCGACACCAAGGGUCAUGUCACUGCCGGUAUUUAUUUUACGGUUACACUGGAUCUGAAGAACGAGCAGACAUUCACCAUUUUUCAUCAGACUGGAAACGGAAAGAAGAGAGUCAAAAUGCCCUUCAGCAAGUUCGGUGGUUCGCCAAAGGUGAAUUUAGAAAACGAGGAAGCCACGGUAAUAACUGAAUGUGCUCGUCAGCUGGGUAUGACCUGCGAGAAUCUGAAAGGCUUCUUGUCUGCAUUGGCUACCGUGAUGAGCGACACGUCGUUCAUCGCACAGUUACUGGCCAUUAACGCAAGAAUCAACACUUUGGCGGAGGACAAUUAACAGAAGUCUAAAACGCAGUGCCAGCAGUGGUGCCGAGAUAACAACGCUACUACGUCGUCUUUUUGUUUAUUUUGCCAGCUUUCCUCUUAUGUUAUCUUUACUUUACUUUUCACUGUCGCAUUUCUGCUUCGUUAUGCGUAAAUAAUUCGUAUUGGGCUAAGUUCAUUUAUGAAUUGCUUAUCAGUUAAUCGGGGGGAAAAAUAUUGAGUAUAGAUAUUUUUCUAGUUCAAAUUUCUUUUCUUAUUUGCAUUUCAACGGAAAAUGACUGAGUUGGUGGACGAAUAAAAAUCCGUUGACUUCUGACCAAAGACCUUAAAAUUGACGAUGGCUUUAUGCUCUUAUUUACUAUCCCUUUACAGUGGGUUCUUUUUUAUAACGGGAAUCAGUAAUAUCGAUAUGAGAUAUAAUAUGCUUUUAUUUCAUGUAACUCCUUAUGAUUUUACUUCUUACGCAUUAAAUGUGAGGGAAAAAAAUACUAUGCUUCUAAAUUACUUAUAAUGGAUUAAAUUAUCCUUCGCUUUUGUAUCUUUCAUUUCAAUAAAUUGUAGCGAAUGAGCUUUGAGACGUAA
Cephus cinctus (wheat stem sawfly) is the source of this 1712-nucleotide messenger RNA. RefSeq lists its product as uncharacterized. The annotation marks the transcript as partial. The record is from RefSeq and is a predicted model, not a curated record. NCBI's taxonomy places the organism in Eukaryota, Metazoa, Arthropoda, Insecta, Hymenoptera, Cephidae. The transcript has 4 exons.